AUGCCGAUUCGGCUUAUGGCGGCGUCGCUUCUUGCUCCCGUCAGCUCUCGCCUCGUCGUAUCCUGUCGCACGCCCUGUCGCGCAUCUGUCGCUAAUGCGGCUGAAUGGGGACGACGAGAGUUGAACACGCGACGUCGCCUCGUUUUCUGCUCAGCUCAACCGCCCGCAAGCAACGCAGAGAACGACAAGGAUAAAAACGACAAAAGCCAAGAACAACAGCCCUACCCAGAACCCAUCGCCCCGCCUCCCGCAGCGUCAUUCGCGGCGUCUCCUGAGGGGCGCGAUGCGAUAAUGGCGGAGCUGGAUCGCGCGUUGAGCGGCGAGGAGUCGAAGGCGCUCUGGGCGGACCUCGAGUCAGCCGCGCUGCGCGUUUCCCGCGCGCGCGCGUCGUACGAGGAGAUGGAGAAGAAGGAGAAGGAGCUGCUCGCGCUCAAGGCGGAACUGGAAGCCGCCGCGCUGAUGGAGGCGGAACUCGCGCAGGCGGACGCGCAGGUGAGCGGAAAAUAUCAGAGCCGGCGCAAGCGGGAACCAGGGGGUCCUGCAUGGUCCCGCAUGGCCCCCCUACAUCCCUCCACACUAUCCCCCACACUUCUCGCGAAACCAUCCCCUCAACCCCAUUGUCUUGCUCUCCUCCGCUUCCAAUACUUGCUCUCCGUCUCUCUCCAUGUCCGCUUAAUUGUGGAGAAGCUCGAAGCUGAGGUGGCUGCAGCAGAGCAGGCAGCCAGGGCUGCCGGAGCAGCCCUCAUCGAGGCUCGGGCAGGCGGCGGCUUCCGAACCAGCAGCGCAGGCUCGGGGGAACAAACAGCCGGAAAAUGGGCGGUGAGCACCGGCACGAUCGAUGACGACAAAGAACGAGUGGAAUCAGCCAAGGCGGCCACUGUAGCAGCUGUAGCUGGCACUGUAGCAGGCCUGCCAUUCCUGCUGAGUCAGCGAAUACAGGAAGGAGGGACGGGAUUGAGUUUCCUGGUGGCAGCGGCGGCGCUAGCAGCAACAUGUGCUCUGUUCGGUGUAACCUACCGGUACAUAGUCCGGAAAGACAUGGGAAACAUUCAUCUUAAAGCCGGGGCGGUGGGUGCUUUCGGGCUAGCGAGAGGGCUGGCUCAAGUGGACUCCACAUUCUCUCUUGUGAGCGCAGGGUCUGCAAAUAAUGGUCUCUCGGAUGACGUCAUGGGUAGUAUGACGGAUGGUGCCUUGGUGCCGGUGGCACUAUCGUUGCUGGAGGCAGGGGAGGGGGUGCUGCAUGCUUCACCGCACCAGCAGCACCGAGGCAGCGGAUUGCCGGGCGACAAAGACGAACUCUCGCGAAACUUCCCCGUCGACGACAUUGUGCAGCAUCCGUUACCCGGUUACGUUUCCCCGUCCGCGAUCGCGUUUAGUCCCGACGAUCAAAUGAUCUCUUACCUGUUCAGCGAAGAGGGUACCCUCACGAGGAAGCUAUUCGCGUACGAGUUAAAGACGGGUCAGCAGAGGCUAUUAGUGGCUCCCCCGGGCGGCGGAGUCGACGAGGAUAAUCUCUCCAUGGAAGAGAAAUUAAGGCGCGAGAGGCAGCGGGAGCGCGGCUUGGGAAUCACGCGCUACGAUUGGUCCAAGAACGUGGCGGUUCCGCGCAUCAUGAUACCGCUGCCAGAUGGCGUGUAUGUGCAGGACGGCAUGGGCGCGGAUCUGCGCCUGCGCAUCCCGGGGGGCGCGUCCCCCAUCCUGGACCCGCAGAUCUCCCCCGACGGCUCCGCCAUCGCCUUCGUGCGCGACGACGAGCUCUUCGUCGUCUCCACCACCGCCGGCGCGCCCCGCCAGCUCACCUUCGGCGCAAAGGAGGCCCACAAGGUCCAUGGCUUGGCAGAGUAUAUCGCACAGGAGGAGAUGGAGAGGCGAAGUGGCUUCUGGUGGGCGCAUGACAGCACGCGCAUCGCCUUCACGCAGACAGACGCCUCUGCUGUACCGCUCUUCCGCAUCCCCCACUGCACUCGCCCGCCCGUGGGGGCGGACUCGGAGGAGGAACAUGCAUAUCCCUUCGCAGCCACGUCCUUUCACCUUUCUCCCUUUUUCUGUUGUGUUCGCCAUUUCAACCGUCCUCGUCCCUUCGUUCUUCCCUUUCCAGGCCAGGCGAACGUGAGCGUAAGGCUCGGGGUCGUUCCCGUGGCUGGCGGCGAGGUUCGGUGGAUGGAUCUGCAUUGCGGCUUGGCAGGCAGCAGCUUUGGUAAAACAAAAAGCAGCAGCAGAAGUGGCGGAAUCAACAGCAGCAGUGGGGUUAGAAACGCUGGUGCGGGUAAUGAUGGCAACGGCGGCAAUGAUGGUGGUAAUGGCGUUGGUGAUGGUGAUGGUGUACGGAUAGGAGGAGGCACAGGGCAGGUGGUGGCACAAGACAGUGGGGUGUUUCAGCAGGGAGAAGCAGCAAGGACAGUGGGUAGCACACACGAGGGUGAUGCAGGGAACCUACCUGGAAGGGACGCUGGGGAACCAGCACUGCCUGAGAAGGAAGCGAGUGCGAUUGCGACUGCUGGCAGUAGUGGCAGUGGCAAUGGCACUGCCGCAGCUGCUGCAGCUGCUACAGCUGCUGUAGACGAUGAUGACGACGAUGAGGAAUACCUAGCACGCGUGUCAUGGCUCCCAGAUGGGCGUCUGUCCGCGCAGGUACAGAACCGCAGGCAGACGCGCCUCAAACUCCUCCGCUUCGACCCCACCACAGGCAGCAGAGACCUCGUUCUCACUGAAACCAACCCCCUCUGGGUGAACCUGCACGACUGCUUCACCCCCCUGGUGAAAUCCGGAGGGGAGCUGCGCGGGGGGUUUCUGUGGGCGAGUGAGCGCACGGGGUUCCGGCACUUGUACUUGUAUGCGGGGUCGGGGCGGUGUGUGGGGGCGGUGACGGCGGGGGAGUGGAUGGUGGAGCAGGUAGCUGGGCUGGAUGAGGGCGCUGGGUUGGUGUAUUUCACUGGGACCAUGGAUAGCGCGUUGGAGAGUCAUUUGUAUGUGACAAGUCUGUUUGGGGGCGUGGAGGGGGCAGGAGGGGGUGCUGGUUUGGGGCCUGCGUUGGGGGCAGACAAGCGUGAUGCGUUUUCUCGUUAUGAGCAGCAGCAGCAGCAGCAGCAGCAACAGAUGGUGCCGAUGGUGUUAGAUUCGGUGCAACCUACCGCAACUUCAUCACCAUCAUCAACAGGAGCAGCAGCAGGAGUAGCUUCACCAGGUCUACCUGGCUCCAACCCAUCAGCACCACCACCAGCACCACCCGCAGCAGCAACAGCACUCCACGCACCCUCCUCCUCCCUCGCCCCCACCGCCCCCUCCUCUCUGCCGCCCGCCCGCCCCAUCCGGCUGACCCAGGGCCCCGGGCGGCACCUGGUGGUCCUGGACCACAGCCUGCAGCGGUUCGUUGACCUGGUUGACUCGCUUGACUCGCCGCCCGCCGUGCGCCUCUGCUGCCUGGCGUCGGGGCGGGUGCUGGCGGUGAUCUUCCAGCAGCACUCGCCCAACCCCCGCGUGCAGCGCCUGCAGCUGCGGCCGCCUGAGCUUGUGGAGGUGACUGCUGCUGAUGGUACCACCCUGCACGGGGCCAUUUACCGCCCUGACCCGGCCAUCUUUGGCCCGCCUCCCUACCGCACGGUGGUGAGCGUCUACGGGGGCCCGCACGUGCAGACAGUGUGCGAGUCGUGGCUAUCCACAGUGGACAUGCGCGCCCAGUUCCUGCGUGCUCGAGGCAUGCUGGUGUGGAAGCUUGACAACCGGGGCAGCAGUCGCCGUGGGCUGGCCUUUGAAGGAGCCAUCAAGUGCAACAUGGGCGGCAUUGAUGCUGACGACCAAGCGGCCGGCGUCCGUUGGCUUAUCCAGCAGGGCCUCGCCGACCCAAACCGGAUCGGGAUUUACGGGUGGAGCUACGGGGGGUACCUCUCAGCCAUGUGCUUGGCUCGGUACCCAAGCCUAUUUCGCUGUGCCAUUUCUGGAGCUCCGGUAACCAAAUGGGACGGUUACGACACACAUUACACAGAGCGUUACAUGGGUCUGCCUGCAGAGCAGCCCACAGCAUAUGACCGGAGCUCUGUAAUGCGGCAUGUGGGUGGGAUUCGAGGGAAGCUGCUGCUGGUGCAUGGGAUGAUAGACGAAAAUGUGCAUUUCAGGCACUCGGUGCGGCUGGUGCAGGCACUUACUACUGCUGCUAAGCAGUAUGAGCUGCUGCUUUUUCCCGAAGAACGGCACAUGCCGAGGGGUCUCCGUGACCGGACGUAUAUGGAGGAGAGGAUUUACGAGUUUUUGACUAGAUGCUUGUCGUGA
Messenger RNA from Closterium sp. NIES-65, 4266 nucleotides. NCBI's taxonomy places the organism in Eukaryota, Viridiplantae, Streptophyta, Zygnematophyceae, Desmidiales, Closteriaceae. The record is from the annotation of a GenBank genome assembly.